Mus musculus (house mouse) is the source of this 7879-nucleotide messenger RNA. It is a transcript of the gene Kif13a, whose product is annotated as kinesin family member 13A. Gene Ontology annotation, molecular function: ATP binding; microtubule motor activity; microtubule binding. The transcript is spliced from 42 exons. The record is from RefSeq and is a predicted model, not a curated record. Bases 775 to 6297 code for a protein of 1840 amino acids. Gene Ontology annotation, cellular component: centrosome; midbody; Golgi membrane. Gene Ontology annotation, biological process: microtubule-based movement; establishment of protein localization; vesicle transport along microtubule. NCBI's taxonomy places the organism in Eukaryota, Metazoa, Chordata, Mammalia, Rodentia, Muridae.
AACACACGGUUUUGGUGGUCCAUUGCAAAUUCAUGUCUAGCCUUGGCUCCCCACAAAGAGCUUCCAACACCGCGGCAAAGCUCGGUGUGGGGCGCCGAGGGGCGGUGCGCUGUGGAUGUCAGUGGAGGCGGAAGGAUAGCGUGGAUUAGGCCUGCGCACCCGGCACCCUCUCCAAUGCCCCCCAGACCGCCCCAGGGCCCCGGCUGUGAGGGUGACAGCGGCCCCUGAAGGUGACUCGAGCUCCAGGAGGUGUCUGUGACGUCCCCCGCAGGCUCAGGAACAGGGGAAGCCAGGGGCUCCUUCUCCAGGCCCAGCAGCCCGGAGCCCGAACGCCUUUGCAGAGCGUCCCUUCCCGUGUCCCGGCUGCCCUGAGGCCGGAGACGCUCGCCUUUGUAAAGCGCCCCUUCCCGGUCUGCAGCGGCCUUACAGCCCGGGCGCGGCCCCCGGAGCGGAAGAUGGCGACGCUGCCCGGCUCCCGGCGGCCGCGAGGGGCCGCGGUGCUGCGCGCUCGGCCCGGCCCGAGCGGCUAGAGCGGCGCUUGGGCCCGCGGCCUCCUCCCGCUGCCGCGCCCCGCCCCGCGCCCGCCCCUCCCCGGGCCCGGCCGUGCCCCGCGUCGCGCUCCCCCGGGAUGGCCCGCGCGCCUCGGCGCUGCGUCUCGGAGCUCUCGGCGGAGCGGCGGCGGCCGCGCUCGGGGGGCGCGCGGCUGCUGCUGCGGCGGCGGCGGCGGCGCGGCGCUUGAAGGGGCCGCGUCGGGCGGAGCAGCGCGCCGCCAACAUGUCGGAUACGAAGGUAAAAGUUGCCGUCCGGGUCCGGCCCAUGAACCGAAGAGAGCUGGAACUGAACACCAAGUGCGUGGUGGAGAUGGAAGGGAACCAGACGGUCCUGCACCCUCCUCCUUCCAACACUAAGCAGGGAGAAAGAAAACCUCCCAAGGUGUUUGCCUUUGAUUAUUGCUUUUGGUCCAUGGAUGAAUCGAACACAACAAAAUAUGCUGGUCAAGAAGUCGUUUUCAAGUGCCUCGGGGAAGGAAUUCUCGAGAAAGCCUUUCAGGGAUACAAUGCUUGUAUUUUUGCAUAUGGCCAGACAGGUUCUGGAAAGUCCUUUUCCAUGAUGGGCCACGCAGAGCAGCUGGGCCUUAUCCCAAGGCUCUGCUGUGCUCUGUUUCAAAGGAUCGCCCUGGAGCAAAAUGAGUCACAGACCUUCAAAGUCGAGGUAUCGUAUAUGGAGAUCUAUAACGAGAAGGUCCGGGACCUCUUGGACCCCAAAGGGAGCAGGCAGUCUCUGAAAGUCCGAGAGCAUAAGGUCCUGGGGCCGUAUGUCGAUGGUCUGUCUCAGCUGGCUGUCACCAGCUUUGAGGACAUUGAGUCACUGAUGUCUGAGGGAAAUAAGUCUCGAACGGUAGCAGCGACCAACAUGAAUGAGGAGAGCAGCCGUUCCCAUGCGGUCUUCAACAUCAUCAUCACACAGACGCUGUAUGACCUACAGUCUGGGAACUCCGGGGAGAAGGUCAGCAAGGUGAGCCUGGUAGACCUGGCGGGGAGCGAGAGAGUGUCGAAGACUGGAGCUGCGGGUGAGCGGCUGAAAGAAGGCAGCAACAUUAACAAAUCCCUUACAACCUUGGGAUUGGUUAUAUCGUCACUGGCUGACCAGGCUGCUGGCAAAGGCAAAAACAAAUUCGUGCCUUAUCGAGAUUCGGUCCUUACUUGGCUUCUUAAGGACAAUUUAGGAGGGAACAGCCAGACCUCUAUGAUAGCGACCAUCAGCCCAGCAGCAGACAACUAUGAGGAGACACUGUCCACGCUAAGAUAUGCAGAUCGAGCCAAGAGGAUUGUGAACCACGCUGUGGUGAAUGAGGACCCCAAUGCCAAGGUCAUCCGAGAGCUUCGAGAGGAAGUGGAGAAACUGAGGGAGCAGCUCUCGCAGGCUGAGGCCAUGAAGGCCCCCGAGCUAAAGGAGAAGCUCGAAGAGUCUGAGAAGCUGAUAAAGGAGCUAACGGUGACGUGGGAAGAGAAGCUGAGGAAAACAGAAGCGAUCGCACAGGAGAGACAGCGGCAGCUGGAAAGCAUGGGAAUCUCCCUGGAGACCUCUGGCAUCAAGGUGGGGGACGACAAGUGCUACCUCGUCAACCUGAACGCAGACCCUGCCCUCAACGAGCUUCUGGUUUACUAUUUAAAGGAUCAUACCCGGGUGGGUGCAGAUACCUCUCAGGACAUCCAGCUCUUCGGAAUAGGGAUUCAGCCCGAGCACUGUGAGAUCGACAUCGCAGCGGAUGGAGACAUCACUCUCACGCCCAAAGAAAAUGCAAGGUCCUGUGUCAAUGGCACCCUUGUCUGCAGUACUACCCAGCUGUGGCACGGCGACAGGAUCUUAUGGGGAAACAACCACUUUUUUAGAAUUAACUUGCCUAAGAGGAAACGGCGGGACUGGUUGAAAGACUUUGAGAGAGAAACCAGUUCCGCGGAGCACGAUCUAGACGCUGCGAGCGAGGCUUCCUCGGAGCCAGACUACAACUACGAGUUCGCACAGAUGGAGGUCAUCAUGAAAACACUGAACAGCAAUGGUGGCUUCCCCAUCGUAAGCCUGUCAGCCUGGUGGUCUUCCCCGUGGUGGUCCUACCUGAAGAUCCUCUUCCCCCUCCUGUGGUUUCAGACGAAGCUCGUCCACCAACACUGGGAGAGAGAUCCAGUUCAAAAUGUGGUUCAGGUCCUGGAGAAGCAGUACCUGGAAGAGAAGCGGACCGCCCUGGAGGAACAGCGGCUCAUGUACGAACGCGAGCUGGAGCAGCUUCGCCAGCAGCUCUCUCCCGAGAGGCAGCCGCCCAGCAGCGCCUCAGACCGUCUGGCCUACAGCAGCCAGACAGCCCAGCAGAAGGUGACCCAGUGGGCCGAGGAGAGGGAUGAACUCUUUAGGCAGAGCUUGGCCAAGCUUCGAGAGCAGCUGGUGAAAGCCAACACUUUGGUGAGGGAAGCCAACUUCCUAGCCGAGGAGAUGAGCAAGCUCACUGACUACCAAGUGACUCUGCAGAUCCCUGCGGCCAACCUCAGUGCCAACAGGAAGAGAGGCGCAAUCGUCAGCGAGCCCGCCAUCCAAGCCAGGAGGAAAGGGAAGGGCACCCAGGUCUGGACCAUUGAGAAGCUGGAGAAUAAGCUAAUUGAUAUGAGAGACCUUUACCAAGAAUGGAAAGAAAAUGUUCCUGAGGCCAAGAGGCUCUAUGGGAAGCGAGGUGACCCUUUUUAUGAAGCGCAGGAGAAUCACAACCUCAUUGGUGUGGCUAAUGUGUUUUUGGAAUGUCUCUUCUGUGAUGUGAAGCUUCAAUAUGCAGUACCCAUCAUCAGCCAGCAGGGGGAGGUUGCCGGGCGCCUCCAUGUGGAGGUGACGCGCAUUACAGGAACCAUUCCAGAACGCAUGGCGGAGGAUGACUCUUCAGAGAACUCUAGUGAGAGCGGGAGUCUUGAAGUGGUCGACAGCAGCGGCGAAGUCAUUCACCGGGUCAAAAAGCUGACAUGCAGGGUGAUAAUUAAAGAGGCAACCGGGCUACCCAUAAGCCUCUCAAAUUUCGUCUUCUGUCAGUACACGUUCUGGGACCAGUGUGAGUCUACAGUGGCUGCUCCAGUGGUGGACCCAGAUGUGCCCUCCCCGCAGUCCAAGGACGCACAGUACACGGUGACCUUCUCUCACUGUAAGGACUAUGUGGUGACUGUCACAGAAGAGUUCCUGGAGUUCAUUUCUGAUGGUGCGCUGGCGAUUGAAGUGUGGGGCCACAGGUGUGCUGGGAACGGAAGCCCCAUCUGGGAGGUGGACUCGCUCCAUGCGAAGACAAGGACAUUGCAUGACAGGUGGAAUGAAGUGACCCGGAGAAUAGAGGUGUGGAUCUCCAUUCUGGAGCUGAAUGAGCUCGGGGAUUAUGCCGCUGUGGAGCUUCACCAGGCGAAAGACGUCAACACCGGCGGCGUCUUCCAACUCAGACAGGGUCACUCCCGUAGAGUGCAGGUCACAGUGAAACCUGUACAGCACUCAGGGACACUGCCACUCAUGGUUGAAGCCAUCCUAUCAGUAUCCAUUGGCUGCGUGACCGCCAGGUCCACCAAGCUGCAGAGAGGGCUGGACAGCUACCAGAGAGAUGAGGAGGAUGGCGGUGAUAUGGAUAGUUAUCAGGAAGAAGACUUGAAUUGUGUAAGAGAGAGAUGGUCCGAUGCACUCAUUAAACGACGGGAAUACUUAGACGAACAGAUUAAAAAAGUCAGCAAUAAAAAAGAGAAAACAGAAGACGACAUGGAGCGGGAAGCCAGGCUGGUGGAGCAGUGGGUGGGGCUGACAGAGGAGAGGAAUGCUGUGCUGGUGCCCGCCCCUGGCAGCGGAAUCCCCGGGGCACCUGCUGACUGGGUCCCACCUCCUGGCAUGGAAACACACAUCCCGGUUCUCUUCCUGGAUCUGAACGCGGAUGACCUCAGUGCCAAUGAGCAGCUGGUGGGCCCCCAUGCGUCCGGUGUGAACUCCAUCCUGCCCAAGGAACACGGCAGUCAGUUUUUCUACCUGCCCAUCAUAAAGCACAGUGAUGACGAGGUUUCAGCCACAGCCUCCUGGGACUCCUCUGUGCACGACUCUCUUCACCUGAAUCGGGUCACACCGCAGAAUGAAAGGAUCUACCUGAUCGUGAAGACCACCGUGCAGCUCAGCCACCCGGCCGCCAUGGAGCUAGUGUUGCGGAAGCGGAUCGCGGCCAAUAUUUAUAACAAGCAGAGUUUCACCCAGAGUUUGAAGAGACGAAUAUCACUGAUCAAUAUAUGUUACUCCUGCGGCGUGACCUAUGAGAUAGUAUCCAAUAUCCCAAAGGCGACCGAGGAGAUUGAGGACCGGGAAACCCUGGCCCUCCUGGCAGCGCGGAGUGAGAACGAGGGCACUUUGGAUGGGGAGACAUACAUCGAGAAGUACACGCGGGGCGUGCUGCAGGUGGAGAAUAUCCUGAGCCUGGAGCGGCUCCGGCAGGCUGUCACGGUGAAGGAAGCGCUUUCCACCAAAGCGAGGCACAUUCGGAGAAGCCUCAGUACACCGAACGUUCACAACGUCUCCUCUAGCCGGCCAGAUCUCUCUGGCUUCGAUGAAGACGAUAAGGGCUGGCCCGAGAACCAGUUAGACGUGUCUGACUACAGCUCCAGCUACCAAGACGUCGCGUGCUAUGGGACUUUACCCAGGGACUCACCUCGCAGGAGCAAGGAAGGUUGUCCAUCAGAGAAUCCUCAUGCCUUAACAGUCAGCCCUUUUAAAGCGUUCUCUCCUCAGCCACCAAAGUUCUUCAAACCCCUCAUGCCUGUAAAAGAGGAGCAUAAGAAAAGGUUGGCCCUGGAAGCCAGACCUCUCCUAAGCCAAGAGAGCAUGCCUCCAUCCCAGGCACAUAACCCUGGCUGCAUUGUAACCCCAGGAAGCAAUGGCAGCAGCAUGCCAGUAGAACACAGUAGCAAACCCGAGAAGAAGAUUGACUCGGAAGAGGAGGAAAACGAGCUGGAAGCUCUCAGCAGGAAGCUGAUGCUUACACAGCCUUAUGUGCCCGUGGAGUUCGCUGACUUCAGUGUUUACAAUGCCAGCUUGGAGAACAGGGAGUGGUCCUCUUCUAAGGCGGACCUGACAGACUCGAGAGCCUUGGAGAAAGCAGUGUCCCGUAGCCCUACCACCAGCAGCCUCACCAGUGGCUACUUCUCCCACAGUGCCUCCAAUGCCACUCUGUCUGACAUGGCAGUCCCCUCCAGCGACAGCUCAGACCAGCUUGCCGUCUCGACAAAGGAGGUCGAGUGCGCCGAGCCCCCGGGACCAUCACUUGCACCGGAUGUCAGACCAGCUUCGAAUCAGGAGCUUACAGAAGUAGGAAGAGGCUCAGGGAAGGAUGAGACAAUCGCUGUGCCGCUGGAGGAAAACAGUGCCUUACCCAAGGGGACCCCGUCACCCCAGAGCAUCCCUGAGGAAAGUUCCAGAAUGCCAUGCAGGACUGCUUCAUGUUCAGAACUGGAUGUCGGCCCCAGCAAAGAUGGCCACCAAGCCAGAGAAUUCUGCCCAGGAGAGGUGACGAUAGAACACACUACAAACAUUUUGGAGGACCAUUCCUUCACAGAGUUCAUGGGUGUUUCUGAUGGCAAAGACUUUGAUGGUUUGGCAGAUUGUUCUGUAGGGGAGCCCUCCAGGAGGAGGGCUCUAACAAACGAAACAGACCAUAAAGGUAUCCCAGAAAGACCUCCAGAUGCCGACCGGCUGCAUCCCAAGAUAGAGAACGACCAGAACUUCCACCCACUCUCUGAGAUUCCAUAAUGAAUUCAGUCUGGUCUGACCCUUCAGAAAGCCCCCUGGAAGGAAGCCACAGCCACUCGGUAAGGGACAGCCAUGCCUCUCCAGGUCACAGCUUGGCAGCUUCGUUCAUCAAUCCCACCCUGGGACAGUCCAUGCUCCAUCUUCAGACAGCUGUGACCCAGCUCGACCUCAGACCAGCAUAGGGGAGCCCUGCACUUCCCCUCCCCAGUGGGAGAAGCAGCACUUUGUUCCAUGGCGAAUCACAGCUCCCUGCUCUUUCCAGAAAGGAAGAGAAUCUCGGCUUACCUACGUGGCAGUAUUUUCGUACAAGCCCCCUCUGUGCAAAGACCUCCACAGACUCAAACUUUAUUCUUGUACAUUUUUAAUCAGUUCUUCCCGCAGACUCUGGAGUCAGUGCUCUGAUCUCUUUUUAUAAAUAAUAUAUAUUAUGUAUAUGAAUUGUGUAUCUACGGUAUGUCUGUCCGGAGACAUAUCUGCACACUGAAAGGCAGAUAGAUGAUUUGUCAAAAAUCCCAAGGUACUGGACUUUGUUACAAAGUGACCCAGUUGACUGCUUUGACAGGAGCAGAUGAGAAGCAUAUCUUAUGUUCUGUAAGAAUGAGGCUCUGAAUCCCUCUCUAUAGAAAAGGUUACAGGCACUGUUCUUUAUAACCAAAGAACUUCCAGGAGACUGAACGUCUUUGCUGUCCACUCUUGUUUUGUGUGAGUAUAUAAUCUCACUCCAAUCUGGUGCCAUACUUCCCUUGGCUACCAAGCCACGUGCUGCCCUUGGUCCCUGUCCCCUUUCCUAAGCACACUGAGAAAUCGCACAGCUGUAACCUUCAGUCUUCCACAUAGCCUGGUACCUACUGACUCGAUAUUGACCACUGACAUGGUUGAGUGGCUGGGACUCCUACUCCACCCUAGCAGUUCUCACAUCCUGUCCACCUAUCCAAGCAGGUGGAGUGCACAGGGAAGUGUUACUGCACACAACGCAGCGAUGUACCAAGAGUUGGGGUACAGCCUUGCUGGCGGCUUCUUUAUCAGUCUAUUUCAGGUCGCUAGAUUCUCUUGUGGUGUGGGUUUGCUGUUUUUGCCUGACUCUGGAAAAAUGCUGAAGAGAAGGACUAAGCUAUCAAGUUCGUAGGUUUGCACGUCACCUUGUCUGAGGGGGAUUAAACAUCAGACUGCUCCAUUGUCAUUUUUUUUCCCCCGUUUUGGUUUUCAAAGUAUCCUGCAAGGAGAGACACUGUAGGAUCGUGGUGUGGAAAAUUUUACAGAUAUAUUUUAUGUCCUUACUCUGUAGAUGCCUGUACAGUGGACCUCUAUGUACAGCUACACGUGUGUUGUGAGGAAGUGAGAGAGCAUGUGUGCAGUCUGCUGUACUUUUCUGGUUUUUAAGUUCUUAGCAUUGGUGAGGGAGAUAUGGGAGACUCUCUUGACAAGCUGCUGUUUGUGUGUAUAGUGAGCUGACCGGUAGUAUUUUACUACCAUCUGUUUAAAACAAAAGCUGUAAUUUAUAUUCCCUAUCAACUUUAUUGUAUUUAAUUGGUACAGAUCUGUGUGUGUUUUAGAAUACAAACUGUCUAAUUCAGAGUCCAAA